Molecule: messenger RNA, 594 nt
Organism: Cyclocybe aegerita
Lineage: Eukaryota; Fungi; Basidiomycota; Agaricomycetes; Agaricales; Hemipholiotaceae
Source: the annotation of a GenBank genome assembly
AUGCCAUCUUCUGAGAGGUUUGACGCGUACGCAUGUAGCCUGCGUCCUCUUGAUCGCAUACCACCUCCCGAGCAAAAAAUCUGGGCGAAAAAGGUUCCCGAUGUCGAGGACUUCGUCCUCACAUGUUACCUCAUCCAUGAUGACAAUACUUUUACCUUCAUUGGUCGCAUAAACUGCAAACCGAUUCAAGAUUUGACCUUCCCAGGAUGGAUCUCCGGGAUAUGGCCUCAUUUUCUCAAGCUGGUGCUCCACGAGUUCGCACAGGGGAUCACCCAGAAGUCUCUCCGAGUGGUUAUUACCAAAUGGCUCAUACAGGGAGCUCGUGGCUUCUUCAAACGAAAUAGCUUCGCCCGAGUCAAUGCAACUCGAUCCCUCAGUCUCAGAACGAAGGUCUGGCUCGAUCCCAUCCUCAGGGACAACUUCUUCGUCUGGAAUCACGCCGCACAUAGCACUUUGGAGCUCCAUGAAAUAAGCGCCCACGUCACUCGAGCCUUCCGUGGUGCUCUCAAGGGCACUAUACUUAUUUUCAUUUGCUACAGCAACCUCAACAUUGAAGCUCUUUACCCCAGGUGGGUUCGUAUCAUUCGAGCUUGA